Messenger RNA from Pyrus x bretschneideri (Chinese white pear), 5193 nucleotides. RefSeq names its product putative disease resistance protein At3g14460. The record is from RefSeq and is a predicted model, not a curated record. Bases 8 to 2383 code for a protein of 791 amino acids. The transcript has 13 exons. Lineage: Eukaryota; Viridiplantae; Streptophyta; Magnoliopsida; Rosales; Rosaceae.
UUUUAGGAUGGAUGAGGAAGGAUCACAUGAAGUUCCUAAAAGAGUACGACAUUUGUCAUAUUUGAAAGGAAAAUUUGAUGCCGCUAAAAAGUUUCAGCCAUUAAAUGGAGUUGAAUAUCUGCGCACCUUCUUACCCAUGUCUUUAAGAAAGUCAAAUUGGGAAUAUGUAAGUAGUAAGGUUCCAAGUGAUUUGUUGCCAACACUAAAAUGUUCACGGGCACUGUCUUUGGCAAGAUAUGAAAACAUCAGUCACUUACCUGAUUGCAUCGGGGACCACAUACAUUUGCGCUACAUUGACCUCUCUUACACUGCAAUUAAAAGGUUACCGGAUACCGUGAGUUGUCUCUACAAUUUGCAAACUCUAUUGUUGGUAGGUUGUUCCUCUCUUGUUGAAUUGCCUGUAGACAUGAGGAAACUGAUUAAAUUGCGCCACCUUGAUAUUAGAAAAACUCGUAUAAGGGAGAUGCCGGUGCAAAUGGGUAGACUUAAAAGUUUGAGAACACUCACUGCUUAUGUGUUGGGGACAUCUACGAGGUCCGGUGGCAUUGAAGAAUUGGGGGAGUUACCCAAUCUUGGAGGGGAACUUUCUAUCUUGAAUCUAGAGAAUGUAGUCGAUGCUAUGGAUGCCUUGCGGGCCAAUUUGAAGGAUAAGAAAGAUUUCAAUGAAAUAGAGUUGGUGUGGGGUAGGAAGGAUGCCGAUGAUUCCAUAAAAGAGAGAAAUGUACUUGAAAGAUUACAACCUUCUGUAAAUUUGGCGAAACUGACCAUCAGAUGUUAUGGUGGAACAAGCUUUCCGAAUUGGUUGGGAGACUCUUCCUUCUCCAACAUAAAAGUCAUGCGCCUCAGUGGGUUUAGUAGUUGUUGGUCGUUGCCACCAGUUGGGCAGUUGCCUGCUCUUAAGGAGCUCUAUAUAGAGAAGAUGAAAUUUGUUAUGAGUAUUGGUGCUGAGUUUUAUGGUGUCAAUGGAACUUCUUUAAUUCAGCCAUUUCGUUCUUUAGAGAGGCUGGAGUUUAGAGAGAUGCCAGAGUGGGAAGAAUGGCUGCCAAGUCCAGGUAGAGGUCAAUGUCCAGACUUUCCUUGUCUCGAGGAGCUGGUUUUAGAGAGUUGUCCGAAGCUGAGGGGAAACUUGCCGGAUUAUCUUCCUUGCUUGAAAAAACUUCAAGUGUCCGACUGCGGGGUUCUGCAUGAAAGGGCUACUAGAAGUAGAUGGAUACCCUGGUCUCUCAUUGUUAACACGGAAUCCUUGCGACAAUCUCUUCAGUAUCUAGAAAUAAGAGGAUGCCCUGGUCUCUCGUCGUUACUGGAGACGGAGUCGCUGUCCUCGCUUUCCACACUAAGGAUUCAAAAUUUCAGUCGCACAGAUUGCUUGCAGCCGCACUUGAGCAGUUGUCUUCAAAAGUUGACUCUCCAUAAUUGCGGGUCCCUCUUGUCGUUCCCUAGAAAUGGUCUACCCACUUCGUUGAAAUCACUUGAGAUAGUUUAUUGCAGGAGAUUAGAAUUCCUAUCUCAUGAGAUGAUGGCCAAAUUGACAUCCCUUCAACAUUUCAGUUUAUUUAAUAGCUGUGAUUCGCUCAGGUCCUUCCCGCUGGGCGUUUUCCGCAAACUUUCAUCUCUUUACCUCGACGGCAGUAAAAAUCUAGAAUCCCUUUCCAUUGGAGAAGGAGCUGAUGUUGAAAAUCUCACUCAUCUCGAGAAUCUCGGUAUCUAUAAUUGUCGAAAUCUGGUCUCUUUUCCCCACGGGGGAUUGCCCACUCCCACCCUGGCUUGUUUAGAAGUCAGUAGAUGCAAGAAUUUGAAGUUAUUGCCCGAUCGAAUACACACACUCACCGCCCUUAGAGAUUUGCAGAUAUCUGGUCUUCCAAAUGUUGAGUCAUUUGCAGAAGGAGGUUUGCCUCCCAACCUACAAUCAUUUCGAAUCAGUGGUUGUGAGAAACUGAGGCCUUCAGUGGAGUACUGGGGUUUGCAACGACUUGUCUCCCUUCGAACAUUUAAGAUCUGGAGAAGCGAGGAUGUGUUGGAGACGGUGCUCAAGGAACAGCUGCUCCCUACCACUCUUCACACUCUCGAAAUCUAUGGAAUGAAAAGUCUGAAAUCUUUGGAGGGAAGGGGACUUCAACACCUCACUUCUCUUCAACAGCUGGAAAUUAGAAGCUGUAAGAGUCUCGAAUCCCUGCCAAAAGAGGGUUUGCCAGGCAUCGCUCCGUCUUCUGAGAAUCAACUACUCUUCUUCUCUGGAGAAGAGGUGUCAGGAGAAGACGGGAGAAGAGUGGAGCAAGAUAGCUCACAUUCCUUGCAUCCAGAUAGACAACCAAGUCAUCAUUUGAGAUUUCAAAUCAAAGUCAGGACAAUAUCAUCCAAGAGCAACAAGUGUUUGCUUGCAUAAAUUACUGCGUACAAUUACCAAUUAAGUUAUUGGGUGCUUAUGUUAGCUAUGACACCAAUAUGAUUCUUCUGCACAGGACGAGGUGCCGAUAUGUUUCUUCACAAAAACAACGUGUGAAUUUGGCUGGCUGCUGCAUUCUUACAGAUUCCAUCGACCAUUUUUUCUAGAUGAGGUAUGGAAAAGGGUUGAGCUCGAGUUGACAUCGACGUUUGAUAACGAUGAGAAGAAAGGUUUAAAGACGAUUUUUCCCCAUUUGACGUGGAAAUAAUGGGAGUUGGAGAAAACCGGUGAAGGGUUUCCAAAGGACCAAUGCAAGGCAUCAAUCUGAACCAUGAGCUCCAUGUCUCCGCUCGUUCUGGAAGUCUGCCAUACUUCUUUGUUAUUUCAAGGUUUUGACACAUGGUUCAGGAUCACCUGCAAUGCUUGUGCUCGUAUUCUCAGAAAUUUUGAAAUGCUUCACUUAUGGGGCUUUUUGGAUUUCUUUGCAGAGAUAUUCUUUCCUCAUGAUCUUCAUAGUCUUCCUAGAGGUUUCAUAAACAAAAAAAGCAAGGAGUCUAAUAAUGGCAUAAUGCACACAUAAUGACUCAAAGAACAGGAUCAACCAGGAAAUUUGUUCUUGAAGGGCAGCACAUGCUGCUAACUUUAUUGAUAGAUCAAUUGACAGCUUGUGAACAUCUUGUUCUCCUUGAAGCUGAUCCAAAGGAACACUCUUCUCUACCAUUGUGGAUUUUAUGAGCAAUCAUGUGAAUAUCUAAAGUUGUAGUAGGACAAAAAGAGAAAUUGAUGGUACACUUUCACCUAAUUUUGAUGGAGGAUGGUUGGAGCAGGUCGUCGUAUGUUAGAAAUUUUCUUGGUAAAACUCUGAACCAUGGUUAUGAGAUCAUGUACAUUAUUACAGAUAGCAGUACAAACCCUAAUCACUAGGAGUUUCAUGCAAACUGUGAAAAACAGGAUUUUAAGUGAACUUCAUCCUGGAAAUGUUUUGCCAGUUAUCCAUUGUUUUCAUCCUGGAAAUGUCCUGCCACAUCCUGCAUUUUCAUAUUUAAUGCUAGGCUUUUAUAUACUAGUUGAGUCGACCAGAUCAUUAAUAGAUUGGAAGGUCGGAAUAUUGGAUGGUUGGAAGAAUCAACCAGCAAAAUGUGUACGACAGCGGAGCUAGUAAGGCAUCUAUUGUCUGCUUGUGAUACUUUUAACUUUCAAGUGCUGCAGUGGUAACAUGUUUACUUUUUUUUUGUAAAUUGAUGAAUUAUUUUGUCAAAUUUGUGACUUCAUUGUAAAAUCAUAUGGAUCUCCUCUGUUCAUAACUAAGUUCUUUAUAUGAAUAUUCUAAACUGUUUUUGGAUGAAAUCACAGGAUAUGUGGUAUUUGGGGUGCAAAAAUAAUUAAAUCGUUUGUACUCAGGUUGUCGUAUUCACAUGGAUGUAUGACCCUGGCAAAAUUAUGGCCUUGUUAAUGAGGAGAUAAUUAACUGAGAGUUUUGUCAAUAUGUCACAUGUAUUUACAGAAAUCCAUUACACUUAUGUAUUGCAUUCUAUUUUUUAUUUGAUUUUUAAUAUGCUAUCAGUCAGGACAACAUGAUGGGUCUAACGUAUUUUUGCUUCAUUGAUGCAGAGAGAAAACAGUGGAAUUAUGUUUAACAUCUUGGUUUGCAAACAAGAUUUCCCAUUUUGGUGUGGAAUUAACGGGAGUUGGAGAAAACCAGUGAAGCUCAAACUCUCUGAAUUCUUCACUUUUUUUUCUAAUUCUUAUGAAGGGCUUUGAUAUUCUGCAUUUGGAACUCAGGAUCAAGGGUUUCCGAAGGACCAAUUCAAGGCAUUGCUCUGAACCAUGAACUCUAUAUCUCUACUCGGUUUUGACACAUCGUUCCGGAUCACCUGCAAUGCUUGUGCUCAUAUAGUCAGGGUCUUCAUAGUCUUCCCAGAGGUUAUCAUAAAUAGAAAAGCAAGGAAUCUGAUAAUGCACACAUAAUGAUGUCACAAACCCUUAUAGUGGAGAUUUUAAGAAGUUUGAAGGACACAUUCCUGGCCAUUUCAGCAUGAUCAAGCAGGGAAUUUGUUCUCAAGGGCAGUAUGAAGACAGUGGUUUUCAGUUUGCAUCUGUUAAGGCUGCUCAACAUAGACUAGAUCAUCAAUAGAUUGGAAGGCCGGAAUAUUGGAUGGUUGGAAUAGUCAACCGGCAAAUUGUACGACAGCGGAGCUAGUAAGGCGCUAUUUGACUGAUUGUGAGGCACUUUUAAGGACAUAUGUGAGGCUGUUAGAAUAGAGCCUUAUGGCCAUCCAUUCUGGAACUGGUUGUUGAUGCAUUAAUUGUUUGCUUAGCUUGCAGGCAAGAACGGGCGAGGAGCAAGAGGCCCAUUGCUACAUAUGUGGAAUUCGAAGGUGAUGUGCAGCUAGUGGUCGCGGUGCUCAAACAGGAGGAGGCUGAUGAUCCUUCUUCAGUGGGGCACGUUGUGAAAGAUGCCCGCUUUUUUAUGUGUUCUAUCCCCACACGAAGCUUUCUUAUUCUUGAAGGGAGGCAAACAAAGUGGCUCAUAGAUUGGCAAAAUUGGGAUUGACAUUAGAUCAUCAACAUAUUUGCUUUGGGAAACCUCCAAGUGUAAUUUCAGAUCUUAUUUUUUUAGGAUAGCACAACUGUGUAAUUUGAUUGGUGCGACCGUGCGAGAUGCUCUUUUUUCCUUCGACGGGUUGAAAUUAUUGGCAAGGUUUUUAUUGAGGCCCAUUGAUAUGCACCCUAUCCUCUGAUAUGUACACAUAGUUUUCAUACUAAUGAAUAUCGUACUUGUCCUUAAAAAACGUUUUGAUGUCUCUUCA